UCUGAAGAUCUCAUACUCUGUGCUGUUUGGCUCUUUGGCCAGACUCUGUGGUCUCUUCCAUGAGCACGGUUGCUGCCCCUGAUAGAAGGCGCCAUGACCUUCACCUUCACAGCUCUGCUCUAUCUGGUGCUGAAUCUGGGCCAAGAGACCUCAGUGUUGGCAGGGAAUCCCUCCAAGCCAACCCUCAGUGUUCAGUCAAGACCAGUGGUUGCCAGAGGGAAGCAGGUAACCAUCUCAUGUGAGGUGACCACAGGGGCCCGGGAAUACCGUCUUUACAAAGAAGGGGGUCCACAUCCCUGGCGCACAAAGAACACACUGGAGGCCACAAACAAGGCUGAAUUUUUGAUCCCAUCAAUGGAAAAACAAUAUGGAGGAAGAUAUCGAUGUUACUAUAAGACCCCUGCAGGGUGGUCGGAGCACAGUGACCCUCUGGAGCUUGUAGUGACAGGACUCUAUAGCAAACCCAGCCUCUCUGUCCAGCCCAGUGCUGUGGUGACCUCAGGAGAGACUGUUACCCUUCAGUGUGGCUCAGAGCUGAGAUUUAGCAGGUUUGUCCUGACUAAGGAAGGAGAACAGAAGCCCUCCUUGAUCCUGGACUCAGUGUUUAUAAACUCGACUGGGCAAUUCCAGGGCGUGUUUCUUGUGGGCCCUGUGACCCCCAGCCAGAGGUGGAUAUUCAGAUGUUAUGGCUAUCACGUCAUCAGUCCCCAGGUGUGGUCGGAACCCAGUGAUCCCUUGGAAAUACAUGUCUCAGAUGCAGUUCAGCCCCUCUGGCCAUCAUCAAACAUGUCAGACCCCCAGACAGUCUCAAAGCCCCAGGAUUACACAAAGGAGAAUCUCGUCAGGAUGGGGGUAUCUGUCUUGGUCCUUGUACUCCUUGGCAUUCUGCUCUUUGAAGCUCAGCACAGCCAAGGACAGACCCAACACGCAGCCAGGAGAGAAAGUGGCACAUCUGUCAUGGUGGCAGAGACCUCGGGAUACGUCUGAGGACUCAGGUGGUUCUAUAAGAACGGCUGGGACAUAUAGUAGAGAACUGUUUUCAGAGAAUAUCCGGAGAGCAAAUGUGAUCUGAAUGUGGGGAAACAUUUGGGUGUUGUGGUGGAGAGGUCUUCUACAGCAUAUCAUGAUGUUAUUUCUCGACCUAUAUCAGUGGUUCUCAAUCUGUGUCUUGUGACCCGUUUGGGAGUCACAUAUCAGAUAUCUUGUAUAUCACAUAUUUGCAUUACAAUCCAUAAUUGUAGCAAAAUUACAGUUAUGAAGUAGCAAAGAAAGUAAUUUUUUUAAAGGUUUAUUUAUUUAUUAUGUAUACAGCAUAUAUGCCUGCAUGCCAGAAGAGGA
This is a messenger RNA of Peromyscus maniculatus bairdii (prairie deer mouse), 1338 nucleotides long. RefSeq names its product leukocyte immunoglobulin-like receptor subfamily A member 5. Gene Ontology annotation, molecular function: inhibitory MHC class I receptor activity. Gene Ontology annotation, biological process: immune response-regulating signaling pathway; cytokine-mediated signaling pathway. The record is from RefSeq and is a predicted model, not a curated record. Gene Ontology annotation, cellular component: plasma membrane. NCBI's taxonomy places the organism in Eukaryota, Metazoa, Chordata, Mammalia, Rodentia, Cricetidae.